AUGGGGCUGGCCCUCUGGAGCUACGCCGUCCACCCCGCAGAACCAGAGCCCGUGCAGGGCCUGAGCCAAGAGUGGACUUGGAGGGCAGGGACAGUGUCUGCUGACAACCUGACAGCUGGCCCGGCCGUGCCACCCUCCCGGACAGCGCACACGGGGCACCAGCGCCUCCCAGCUUUGUGGGCCCAGUCUCUGCCCACGCGUCCUCCACGGGCCGGCCGGCCACACCCCCUGGAGGCGGCCAUUCCCCCCUGCUGCAGAGGUGCCAGGCGUGGCGGCGGGGAGGAGGAGGGGCAGCGCCAGGCUGUGGGCACCUCCACCCGCUCCUCCCCGCGUGUCCGGGCCCGGGGAGAAAGCAGGCAGGUGGGCGCCCUGGCCGCCAGCCCCCAGGGGGGAGCGGGAGUCGGGAGAGGGCCCCAUGCAGGGUGCCGGGGCGCCCGUCCCGGCAGCCACGGGGGUGCUGGCGACCGACAGGGGCCGGGCCUGUGCCGGGGUGAGAUCGAAUUCGGAGGGUCCGGGAAGAAGCGAGGCAAGUUCGUGAAGGUGCCCAGUGGCGUGGCCCCGUCUGUGCUCUUUGACCUUCUGCUGGCCGAAUGGCACCUGCCGGCCCCCAACCUGGCGGUGUCGCUGGUGGGCGAGGAGCGGCCCUUCGCCCUGAAGCCGUGGCUGCAGGACGUCCUGCGCAAGGGGCUGGUGAAGGCGGCUCAGAGCACACGUGCCUGGAUCCUGACCAGCGCGCUCCGUGUGGGCCUUGCCCGGUACGUCGGACAGGCUGUGCGUGACCACUCACCGGCCAGCACGUCCACCAAGGCCCGCGUAGUGGCCAUCGGCAUCACCUCGCUGGGCCGCGUGCUGCACCGUCGGCUUCUGGACGACGCCCAGGAGGACAGCCCUGUCCACUACCCCAUGGACGAUGGUGGCCGCCAGGGCCCCCUGUGCGCCCUGAGCAGCAACCACCCCCACUUCAUCCUGGUGGACCCGGGCCCUGGGGAGGGCAGCGAGCCCACUGAGCUGCGGCUGAGGCUGGAGAAGCACAUCUCGGAGCAGAGGACCGGCUAUGGGGAGGCUCUGGUUGUGGGCUCCGAGCUUCGGAAAGAAAAUGAGAUUUGCAAGUUUCAAGAAGCCUAUUUCCCUCCACUGGCCCGAGGUUCGCCCUCACCCCGUCCGCCCACUCUGCCCGCGGCCUGCAAGAGCCGCAGCCAGGAGGCACAGGACUACCUGCAUGAGCUGAAGCUGGCCGUGGCCUGGGACCGCGUGGACAUCGCCAGGAGCGAGAUCCUCAACGGGGACGUGGAGUGGAAGUCCCGCCACCUGGAGGAGGUGAUGAUGGACGCGCUGGUGAGCAACAAGCCCCAGUUCGUGCGCCUCUUCGUGGACGGUGGCGCCGACGUGGCGGACGUCGUGACGUACGGGCGGCUGCGGCAGCUCUACCGCUCGGCGCCCCCCAAGAGCCUGCCCUUCCACCUGCUGCGGCGCAAGCGCGAGGAAGGCCGGCUGACGCUGGCCGGGCUGGGCCAGCAGGCCCGGGAGCCGCCCGCCUUCUCCCUGCACGAGGUGUCGCGGGUGCUCAAGGACUUCCUGCGCGACGCCUGCCGUGGGCUCUUCCAGGCGGUGAGCUGUGAGCGGGCGGCGGGGGGCCGGGCGGGGCCACGGCUACAGGCUGACACCCCCGUUCCCCAGGAGCAGGGCCCGGCCCGGCGGCCCACGGGCCAGAAGGGGCUGCUGGACCUGAACCAGAGGAGCGAGAGCCCCUGGAGGGACCUGUUCCUGUGGGCGGUGCUGCAGAACCGCCACGAGAUGGCUGCCUACUUCUGGGCUGUGGGCCAGGAGGGCGUGGCAGCCGCUCUGGCCACCCGCAAGAUCCUCAAAGAGAUGUCCCACCUGGAGACGGAGGCCGAGGUGGGCCGCACCCCGCGUGAGGCCAAGUACGAGCAGCUGGCCCUGGACCUCUUCUCCGAGUGCUACCGUAACAGCGAGGAGCGCGCCUUCGCCCUGCUGGUGCGCCGGAACCGCUCAUGGAGCAGGACCACGUGUCUGCACCUGGCCACCGAGGCCGACACCAAGGCCUUCUUCGCCCACGACGGGGUGCAGGCCUUCCUGACCAAGAUCUGGUGGGGGGACAUGGCCUUGGGCACGCCCAUCCUGCGGCUGCUGGGCGCCUUCCUCUGCCCGGCGCUCGUGUAUACCAACCUCAUCACCUUCAGUGAGGAGGCCCCUCUAAGGACGGGCCCAGAGGACCUGCAGGGGCUAGACAGCCUGGACGCGGAGAAGAGGCUGGACGCCGGUGGGCAGCGGCAAGCUCGGGGCUCUGGCCACCCGUCUCACCGCUGGCCGUGGCCUCCUUCGUGGUGCAGGGCGGCGGAGCUGGCCAAGGCACCGAGGACUCAGAGCAGCCGGGGCCCACGAGCCGCCUUCUUGCUCACGUGCUGGCGGAAGUUCUGGGGGGCGCCCAUGACCGUGUUCUUGGGGAACGUGGUCAUGUACUUCGCCUUCCUCUUCCUGUUCACCUACGUCCUGCUGGUGGACUUCAGGCCCCCUCCCCAGGGGCUGGCGGGGGCUGAGGUCACCCUCUACUUCUGGGUCUUCACGCUGGUGCUGGAGGAGAGCCGGCAGGGCUUCUUCGCAGAUGAGGACACGCUGGUGAAGAAGGUCACUCUCUACGUGGAGAACAACCGGAACAAGUGUGACAUGGUGGCCAUCUUCCUGUUCAUCGUCAGUGUCACCUGCGGGAUGCUGCCCUCGGUGUAUGAGGCCGGCCGCACGAUCCUCGCCAUCGACUUCAUGGUGUUCACGCUCCGGCUCAUCCACAUCUUUGCCAUCCACAAGCAGCUGGGCCCCAACAUCACCAUCGUGGAGCGGAUGAUGAAGGACGUCUUUUUCUUCCUCUUCUUCCUGAGCGUGUGUCUUGUGGCCUACGGCGUGACCAGCCAGGCACUGCUGCACCCCCAUGACAGGCGCCUGGAGUGGAUCUUCCGCCAUGUGCUCUACCAGCCGUACCUACAGAUCUUCGGGCAGAUCCCACUGGAUGAGAUCGAUGAAGCCCGCGUGAACCGCUCCGUGCACCCCCUGCUGCUGGAGGACUCGCCCUCCUGCCCCAACCUCUACGCCAACCGGCUAGUCAUCGUCCUGCUGGUCACCAACGUGCUGCUCGUGAACUUGCUCAUUGCCAUGUUCAGCUACACGUUGCAGGUGGUGCGGGGCAACGCGGACACCUUCUGGAAGUUCCAGCGCUACCACCUCAUCGUGAAGUACCACGAGCGCCCCGCCCUGGCCCCGCCCUUCAUCCUCCUCAGCCACCUGAACCUGGUGCUCAAGAGGUUCUUCCGGAAGGAGGCCCAGCAGAAGCGGCGCGCCUGGGUGAGGGACCUGCCGGAGCCCUGGGAGGCGGUGCAGAAGGAGAACUUCCUGAGCGAGCUGAAGAAGCCGAGGAAGGACAGCGGGGAGGAGCUGCUGCGGAAGACGGCCCACAGGGCAACUACUGCACGACGCUCCUCUCCUCCACGGCCGACACGCUGGCCCGCAGGAACACCUACUACGACUCCCAGAACUUCAGUGGUGGGAACCCACAGGCCUCUGCUGCCCGUGGAGGGGGCCUGGGAAGCAGGAAACACCCAGAGGCCGGCCGGCUGCCCUUGAACACCUGAGCCACUUGGACCGUCUGCACGUGGGGCCCACCUCUCCCAGAGCCCCAGGCCCCACGGACACGCCGGCCUGCCCCCACCUCCAGGGGAGCCCCCCCCAGCAGGAUGUGGCUCGGGGCUUUGCCAAAAGGAACCACUCGCUGCCCUGCCCGGCACCUUCCCUGGACGUCCUGGGCCCGGGGUGCAGCGGUGUGUCGUCGGCCCUCCCUGACAGGCAGAGCCCUCAGGACCCCGACCAGAACCAACCAGCCAGGACCAGGAGAGCAGACACUUGCUGAGCGCCCUGCGCGGGGCACCUCCCGUUAGGUGGGCAGCUAGCUGCCUUGGAGUCCAUGCCCAACCUGUGUCGCCCCCCAAG
This is a messenger RNA of Balaenoptera acutorostrata (minke whale), 3996 nucleotides long. RefSeq names its product transient receptor potential cation channel subfamily M member 5 (gene TRPM5). NCBI's taxonomy places the organism in Eukaryota, Metazoa, Chordata, Mammalia, Artiodactyla, Balaenopteridae. Gene Ontology annotation, molecular function: calcium-activated cation channel activity; ligand-gated calcium channel activity. Gene Ontology annotation, biological process: calcium ion transmembrane transport. The record is from RefSeq and is a predicted model, not a curated record. Gene Ontology annotation, cellular component: membrane.